Messenger RNA from Engraulis encrasicolus (European anchovy), 1367 nucleotides. It is a transcript of the gene abhd3, whose product is annotated as abhydrolase domain containing 3, phospholipase. Gene Ontology annotation, molecular function: A2-type glycerophospholipase activity; monoacylglycerol lipase activity; glycerophospholipid phospholipase A1 activity. The record is from RefSeq and is a predicted model, not a curated record. NCBI's taxonomy places the organism in Eukaryota, Metazoa, Chordata, Actinopteri, Clupeiformes, Engraulidae. Gene Ontology annotation, biological process: phosphatidylcholine metabolic process; medium-chain fatty acid biosynthetic process; medium-chain fatty acid catabolic process. The transcript is spliced from 9 exons. The coding region runs from base 98 to 1333 and encodes 411 amino acids.
CCUUGACUCUCCUCUGCUCAAUUGGAAACGAAUCCGGCACAGUGGCGUCUGAUUGUCUCCGCAGCUAUCAAAAGCGCGAGGUAACAGGGACCUGGCAAUGAUCUCACUGGAGCUGAAUUUCAAUGUUUUGACAAGAGACCUGUCACAUUACCUGGAAAAUCAAGUAAAAGUUGGCCUUUUCGGUUCUGGAGUUGGAUUGUCACUGGUGCUCGGCUUCAGCGCAGCGUAUGCCUGCUACUACUUGAUAUCAGUAGCAAAGAAGCCAAAGCUGGUUGUUGGUGGCGAAAAGUUCUACAGAUUCCUGAAGGAGCAAUGUCCUGUGGUGUCGGAGACAUACUACCCCACCUUCUGGUGCUGGGAGAGCCGGGUUCAGACGUUGCUUAGACCCUUUGUAACAGCAAAACCUGGUGUCACCUAUCGGAAUGAGCUUCUCAGGGCUCCAGAUGGAGGCCAGAUUUCUUUGGAUUGGGUUGAUAACGACGAUAGCCCCUCUUAUCCCGACACCGCCACACGGCCCACCGUCCUGCUGCUUCCCGGCCUCACCGGCACCAGCCGAGAGUCCUACAUCCUGCACAUGGUCCAACAGAGUCGGGACCUGGGCUAUAGAUGUGUGGUGUUCAACAACAGAGGAGUGUCUGGAGAGAAGCUCUUGACCCCAAGAACGUACUGUGCCGCCAAUACUGAGGACCUGGAGAUGGUGAUCGAUCACCUCCACAGACUGAAUGAGAACGCACCCAUCCUGGCUGCUGGGGUGUCAAUGGGAGGGAUGAUGUUGGCGAACUACUUGGGUCGUAAGGGCAGAGAGACGUGUUUGGCGGGGGUGGUGGUCUUCUCAGCUGGCUGGGACGUGUUCGAGUGCACCGCUUCACUAGAAAAGCCCCUGGACCGGUUCCUCUUCAACUCCUACCUCACCAGUUGCCUGCAGGCCUCUGUGGAUCGCCACCGACCUGUCUUUGAGAAGCUUUAUGACAUUGACCAUGUAAUGAAGGCCAAGACCAUAAGACAGUUUGAUGAGCGGUUCACCUCAAUAAUGUUUGGCUACCCGACCAAUGACGACUACUACCGAGACGCCAGUCCCAUCCACAGGCUGAAGUCAGUGCAGGUGCCAAUGCUGUGUCUGAAUGCAGCUGACGAUGUCUUCUCCCCAAACCAUGCCAUUCCAGUGGAGGCGGUGAAGCAGAACCCCAACCUGGCGAUGCUGAUCACCUGUCACGGUGGCCAUAUUGGCUUUCUCGAGGGCAUGUGGCCUCGCCAGAGCACCUACAUGGACCGCGUGUUCCGGCAGUUCGCCAAGGCCGUGGUGGAGCACGGCGGCAAGCUGACAGAGCGCUAACAUUGUACCUAUCCCCCAUCCCCACCCCCAUCCC